AUGGCGGAGGAUGGACGAAUUCCGCUCUAUGACGAGACAUGGGAUCGCCAUGUUAAUGCCCAAUGGAGCAGUCGCUUCGAGCAGCGUGAGCCACCAACCGAGGACGAAAUCCUCCAGCCCGCCGCGCUAAACUGGCGUCUGGCCAGGUGGGCACUUCUGUUGUCCCAAUACGACAUCCAUUUCAUGCCACAAAAGUCAGUCAAGGGACAGGCCAUCUGCGAUCUUAUGGCUAGUCACCCACUGGGAGCGAAAGCAGACCUAUUUGAAGAUUUGCCUGAUGAACCGCCUGAAGCCAAUGUAACUUCAUCAUCAGAGGUUUGGCAAAUGUUCUUUGAUGGCGUGUCUCGCACAGGCCCGAGCGGCUCUAUUGUUGCAGGAGUGGGGGUGGUCUUCACUUCUCCACAUAACUACGUGCUGCCCCGAGCCUUCUCGUUAACUGAGCCCUGCACCAACAACGUGGUUGAGUACAAUGCAUUACUCAUCGGGUUCGAAUUAGCGAAAGAAUUAGGGAUAAAGCGCCUCGAGGCGUAUGGCGACUCUCAGCUUAUCGUCAAGCAAGUGACCGGUGAGUACGAGGUUCGAAAUGACGAUCUAAUCCCACUUCACAGAGCGGCAAUCAAGCUGAUGGGGUCAUUCGAAAGCUUCCACAUCGAACAUGUGCUACGUUCCAAGAACACUCAUACGGACACCCUUGCCUCCUUGGCAGCCAACAUGGCCCAACCGCUGGGGACAUCCCAAUGGGUCACUGUGGCAAGCCGGAGCUCUUUCGACCGAAAGAUGUCCUAG
Asparagus officinalis (garden asparagus) is the source of this 786-nucleotide messenger RNA. RefSeq lists its product as uncharacterized. The record is from RefSeq and is a predicted model, not a curated record. NCBI's taxonomy places the organism in Eukaryota, Viridiplantae, Streptophyta, Magnoliopsida, Asparagales, Asparagaceae. The transcript is spliced from 2 exons. Gene Ontology annotation, molecular function: RNA-DNA hybrid ribonuclease activity; nucleic acid binding. Bases 1 to 786 code for a protein of 261 amino acids.